Otolemur garnettii (small-eared galago) is the source of this 675-nucleotide messenger RNA. RefSeq names its product 60S ribosomal protein L7a. The record is from RefSeq and is a predicted model, not a curated record. The coding region runs from base 1 to 645 and encodes 214 amino acids. The transcript has 2 exons. Lineage: Eukaryota; Metazoa; Chordata; Mammalia; Primates; Galagidae.
AUGACCCAGCACCCAGACAGACUCCCUGUUCAGUCUGUCGUCUGCUUUGAAGGGACUGAAUGUGAACUCAUCCUGCCAAAGAAAACCAGGAGAAAAUUGGAGGAAGAUUUUUCAAUGAAGACUCAGCUGCUUAAACUGGCCCACAAGUACAGACCAGAAACAAAGCAAGAGAAGCAGCAGCGACUGUUGGCCCGGGCUGAGAAGAAAGCUGCGGGCAAAGGGGAUGUCCCCACUAAGAGACCACCUGUCCUUAGAACAGGGGUUAAUACUGUCACCACAUUGGUGGAGAACAAGAAGGCUCAGCUGGUGGUGAUUGCACAUGAUGUGGAUCCCAUUGAGCUGGUUGUCUUCCUGCCUGCCCUGUGUCGGAAGAUGGGGGUCCCUUGCUGCACUAUCAAGGGGAAGGCCAGGCUGGGGAGUCUCGUCCACAGGAAAACCUGCACCACUGUGGCCUUCACGCAGGUUAACUCGGAAGACAAAGGAGCUCUAGCUAAGCUGGUGGAAGCCAUCAGGACCAAUUACAACGACAGAUACGACGAGAUCCGCCGUCACUGGGGAGGCAAUGUCCUGGGUCUGAAGUCUGUGGCUCGCAUUGCCAAGCUGGAAAAGGCUAAGGCUAAAGAACUUGCCACUAAACUGGGCUAAACGUACACUGUUGAGUUUUCUGUACAUAAA